AGUUUGGUACGUAAACGGGUAACAGUACAAGGUAGAAUUUAGUCGUUAAAGUAUCGCUGAGAAGUAAAGUCCGUGUUUGAGUUUUGGAGUAAUGGCUGACGAUUUGGAGAAGUUCGAUUACAGUAUCUAUGAUUUUCCCAGCCCUAUGUGGUACAUGAUACCUGAAUGGGAAGUAGCCGUAAAAAUUACAACGUUCAUCCCGAUCAUACUAUUCGGAAUUCUCGGUAACAUUAUGCUUUUGAAUGUGAUCAUUCGAAACAGAUCGUUACAGACACCGACUAAUUUGCUAUUGGCAAACAUGGCAGUGGCAGAUUUCUUCGUUCUGACAAUUUGUUCGACCAUGUUCUUGUUUAAGGACUUUUACCAAAAUUUCAUACUUGGGGCAAUUGGUUGCAAAAUGGAGGGAUAUGUUCAAGGUGCUUUACUAGUGACUGCAGUGUUUAACUUAUGUGCUGUAACAUAUGAACGAUUAACAGCAAUAGUAUUGCCAAUGGAGACUCGACUGACCAUAUUUUCUUGUAAAAUUGUUAUGGCUUGUGCGUGGGUUGGUGGAUUUACCCUGGCUGUUCCAUUAGCUGUGUACAGAACAUAUAAAGAACGAGAAUGGAAAAACUUUGUGGAAACUUUCUGUAUGGAAAACACAACAGUGUUGCCAACAUAUUGGCACGUUCUUAUUGCAACGAUCGUAUGGUUUCCACUUUGUGCAAUGAUUAUCUGUUAUUCGGCAAUAUUUUGGAAGCUUGACAGAUAUGAAGCGAAGGUCCUCAAACGGGAAAAUCCGAUCUGCGUAUCAUACAAAACCAAAGUGGCCAGAACGUUAUUCAUUGUGGUUGUUACAUUUCUUGUUUUACGGCUACCAUUCACAACUUUGGUAUUCAUUCGAAACAAUUGGCUGAAGAAAUCGCAAAUGAAUCAAGCAGCCGGCUUCGAAAGUUUUUCGUAUGCGUCCCAAUAUUUGAUAUACGUCAAUGCUGCUAUCAAUCCCGUCAUCUACGGUCUGACAAAUGACACCUUUAAACGAGCCUACCAUCAAACUCCAAUGCUAGCAUGCCUAUCGAAAUCGAAGGCUCAUCAAGCCAAUGAUGUUUUCAGCAAAAAGCGUAAUGAAUCAAGCAUUUGGUUUUGGAUUGCUUCGAAACAUCGCUGGGGUCAAGGUUUUGACAACAGUAAAGCAACGAUAACAACGAAAAUUAAGAUCAUUUCCAACUUGGCCGAAGCUGAGAAUUCUGGUUCGGGAAAUUCGGAUUUAAAUUCCAAUGUCAAGCAGACAUCGACUGCUGUCAUUUGAACGUUGCAAUCCAAUUAUUUGAUUCGAACAUAGCACUGCAGUUGACGAGUUGACCCAAGUGCUUUGGAUUCCGAAGCAUAAAAUUAACUUAUCACUCUAUUGUAAGGAAAUAUACUGAUAGUACGACGCACGACGUCUAGUUGAUAUGAAUUGAAAUAAAAAAGAAAA
Bradysia coprophila is the source of this 1456-nucleotide messenger RNA. Its product is annotated as neuropeptide FF receptor 2. Gene Ontology annotation, molecular function: G protein-coupled receptor activity. The record is from RefSeq and is a predicted model, not a curated record. Gene Ontology annotation, biological process: G protein-coupled receptor signaling pathway. NCBI's taxonomy places the organism in Eukaryota, Metazoa, Arthropoda, Insecta, Diptera, Sciaridae. Gene Ontology annotation, cellular component: membrane.